AUGAUUCAUUCUCUAAUUGUUUCCAAAUCCAUUCCAUUCUUCCUUCUUCUUUGUACUCUUGCUUUUCUAUUAGAUGUUGCUUUUGCUGAUCCUCCAUAUGAAAUUUGUUCCACAAGCAGCAGCUAUGCAAACAACAGCACCUUUCAAAACAAUCUAGUCAACCUUCUCUCCUAUUUAUCCUCCAAUGGUUCAAUCUCCAAAUCCUAUAACGCUUCUUAUGGAAUUGGCCCAGAUAGAGUUUAUGGCCUCUACAUGUGCCUAGACUAUGAUUCAAAUGAAUCUUGUAAAAAAUGCAUAACCACAGCAAUUGAGGACAUUGUCAAACUCUGUCCUCAAGCAGAAGAAGCAAUAGUAUGGGAGGAGGUCUGCCAAUUACGUUAUUCCAACAACAAUUUCAUGGGUAUGUUGAAUGUCACAGGGAACAUUGGCUUAGAUAAUAAACUGAAUAUUUCAGAACCAGAAAAAUUAGAGUCUGCUGUGAAUGAGAUAUUAAGUAAUCUAACUGAGAUGGCAUCUUUUAAUGUUUCGGCUAACAAUUAUGCAACUGGAGAAGUCCCCUUUGAAGAUAAAACAAUAUAUGCCUUGGUGCAGUGCACUAAGGAUUUAUCAGCCAAUGAUUGCAGUAGGUGCCUGCAAAAUGCCACAAAAGAUAUACCAGGUUGUUGCUAUGCCUCCAUCGGUGCAAGAGUUCUGAGUCGUAGCUGUUAUUUGAGGUAUGAAUUUUAUCCGUUUUAUCUUGGUGCAACAGAACCCACAGGUUCUCCAACCAGAAAUAAUGAAGGCAAAAGUAAGCAUUUCAAGUCAAUUUCAUAUAAUUCAAGCAAAAUAUGGAUGAUUACAGGCAUUAUAGUUGCGGUAGGCUUGGUGAUAAUAUCUGUCACUUGCUGCCUAUACUUUGUCAGGACCAAAAGAAAUAAACAAAGAACAAAUGACAAAAUAUCUGAGGACUUCCCUUAUAUUGAUCUUGGAUCUCUCUGUGUGGCUACCAAAAACUUUUCUGAUUUAAAUAAGCUUGGACAAGGUGGCUUUGGCCCUGUUUACAAGGGAAUACUUAGUGAUGGCCAGGAAGUAGCAAUCAAGAGGCUAUCAACUUGCUCUGAGCAAGGCUCCGAGGAAUUCAUAAACGAGGUUCUGUUGAUAAUGAAACUUCAACACAAAAAUCUUGUAAAGCUUCUGGGAUUUUGUGUAGAUGGAGAAGAGAAAAUUCUGGUGUAUGAAUUUUUACCCAAUGGUAGUCUUGAUGUUGUACUUUUUGAUCCAAAGGAACGUGCACAACUCGAUUGGACCAAACGCCUCGAUAUAAUAAAUGGCAUAGCAAAGGGAAUUCUUUAUCUUCACGAAGAUUCUCGACUGAAAAUAAUUCAUAGAGAUCUAAAAGCAAGUAAUGUGUUGUUGGACUAUGACAUGAAUCCAAAGAUCUCAGACUUUGGAAUGGCCAGGAUAUUUGCUGGAAAUGAAGAUGAAGCUAACACUGCAACAAUAGUUGGCACAUAUGGAUAUAUGGCUCCAGAGUAUGCAAUGGAGGGGCUAUAUUCCAUAAAGUCUGAUGUUUUCGGCUUUGGAGUACUAUUGCUUGAGAUCAUUACAGGGAAACGUAACGCGAGUUUCUAUCACUCUAAAAACACUCCUAGCCUUCUAUCAUAUGCAUGGCAUCAAUGGAAUAAUGGGAAGGGGCUGGAAUUAAGGGAUCCCUUGUUAUCUGAUUCGUGCCCCGAAGAUGAGUUUCUGAGAUACGUGAAUAUUGGAUUGCUAUGUGUUCAAGAAGAUGCAUAUGAUAGGCCAACCAUGUCUUCCGUUGUUUUGAUGUUGAAGAACGAAUCAGCAACGCUUGGCCAACCAGAAAGACCACCUUUCUCUGUAGGGAGAUUCAAUGCUAGUGAGCCAGAUUGCCAAGAUUGCUCAGUUAAUUUCUUAACCGUGUCAGAUAUAUUGCCGCAGUGA
Abrus precatorius (Indian licorice) is the source of this 1941-nucleotide messenger RNA. RefSeq names its product cysteine-rich receptor-like protein kinase 10. Gene Ontology annotation, biological process: protein phosphorylation. The record is from RefSeq and is a predicted model, not a curated record. Lineage: Eukaryota; Viridiplantae; Streptophyta; Magnoliopsida; Fabales; Fabaceae. Bases 1 to 1941 code for a protein of 646 amino acids. Gene Ontology annotation, molecular function: ATP binding; protein kinase activity. The transcript has 7 exons.